Messenger RNA from Ilex paraguariensis (yerba mate), 288 nucleotides. The record is from the annotation of a GenBank genome assembly. NCBI's taxonomy places the organism in Eukaryota, Viridiplantae, Streptophyta, Magnoliopsida, Aquifoliales, Aquifoliaceae.
AUGAAUAAUCAAUCAUCUGGUUCUAAGGACUCUGAAGACGAGUCCUCUGUCACUUCUUCAGCUGUUGAAGCCACGAAAGGUUCGGAGACGGUUGAAACUAUUGAUAGCGGAGGUGGAGAAGAGGAGGCGGAGGUGACGGCGAAGGUGACAGACGAUCCGAUGGAGGAGGAUUUGGUGAAUCCGGCGACUGUGUUCUGUAUUAAGCUUAAGCAGCCAAGGUCCAAUUUGCAGUCCAAAAUGAGUCUUCCCGAGCUUUGUCGUAAUUUCAGGGUGAAAUUUUAUUUGUAA